Molecule: messenger RNA, 5646 nt
Organism: Symbiodinium sp. CCMP2592
Lineage: Eukaryota; Dinophyceae; Suessiales; Symbiodiniaceae
Source: the annotation of a GenBank genome assembly
AUGACUUGGGGAAAAAACGGUGCCAAGGGUGCAGCAACGCCCUACAUCGUCUGUCCUCACUGCUCUAGGGCGGGUAAGCAGAGCUGGAUUUUCGUAGACAGAGUCCAGCACCACCCCUUUUGCAACCUGUGUGGUAACGCCUGGAAAACACAGGGUGCUCCGGUCACUCAAAGACUGCGCCCGCGGGGUCCCAAGAAGAACAGGGACAGAAGCGCAACCACUGAGAGUGCAACUCAAAGCCCCCAACGGCCUAGGAAUCAUGAGGGCAACCUCUCCAAAGCCGUCACGACUCUUUGGCAGAAGUUUCCCCCAGAGGUCCAGAAGGAACUGAGCGAGGCAGGUUUCCAAGCAGGCCGGCAGCCGAGUCCGCCUCCAGGCCUCCAGUCUGGAAAAGGCAAAGGGGCAAAGGGUGGGCUUGACGAGCAGGCCGAAGCCUCUAAGAACCUGUGGGAUUCCGCGUCUGAUGAUCAGAAGAAGCUGAUGCGCCAAGCUGGCAUCCCUGAGCCGGUGGCGUCGGAGCCAACAGACCUUGCGGCCCUUUGCAAGAAGCACUUGGAGUCAUUGCCGCCUUCGAUCCAGCAAGCCCUUGCAGCACUUGAUCCUCCGGCCCCCACGCAGACUCAGCAGAUUGAGAUUGCAACUCGUCGCUUUAAGCAGAGUACUACGGACUUGCGACAGAUGAUCCAGCAAACUGCUGCUUUACAGAUUCGCAUAGACCGAGCCAAAGCAACCUACCAGGAGCUGCUUGAGAAGAUGAAGGUUUGCCAAUCUGACUUGCAAAGCAAGCAAGCUGAAGUCACGGCUAUGCAAUCGGAGUUGGAAGCCACACUCCGUGCUGAUGCUUUGGGUCUGGAGGACCCCGCGCGCAAGGACGAUUCCUUGGAAGGGCUUCUAGAUACGCUUGCCAAAGUUGGGAUUGUCCUGACCCAGGAGCAGAAGGAGCUUUACGAGGAGGCCCAGCGCGGUAAGCUUAACGAUGGGCAGCAGAAUAUGGAUGUUGAAGCCACAAACCAGCCUGGUUUGACGGCUCCGACCCGUGCCCCGCUGAGCCAAACUCUGCCAGAACACAAGGGCACUGAGCCGCAUGAGCAAGCCAAGCCCAGGUCUGUUUUCGAGGAAGGUCCUUUAAGUGGGGACAGUGGGCAACCUGCUUGUGCAUUUCAGCCUGCCCUUCUGCUUGAUCAAGAUGUUUCCUGUGCCCCUGCGUCCAGCUCUCAGCCCUGCGGGUUUUCCGGCGAAUCGGUUAAGAGACCCAUUUCUUUGUACAGUGAUUUGUUUUCAUUGGGGGAGUGCCAACCUCAGCAGCCCAAGUCCUUAGAGAAGGUUUCAGGGUAUGUUGAGGCUUACUCACAAUUUUGCAACACCGACCUUGUAUGGGAUCAGUUUUGGUUACCUGGUUUUUCUGGUAAGGAAGACUGGGAUUCUUUUGGGGAUUUGAGUGCCUGGCAGACUGUAACCAAAGGAUUACGCCACAGCACCCCGCUGCAGUCCCAAGACACCCAACUCAUCACUGGACCCCAAUUUUGGCCCCCGUCUUUCUCGACAACUGAGUUUGAUGAGGUCCCUGUGACCGGUGCUUCUUCAAUCUCUGCUUUUGUGGCCACAACCUCAGCAACGGCAUCUCAAGUUGAGGAGUUUCCUCGCUUACAGGCGUCGGGGAGCCACGCCGAGGUUGGGGUCACCCGCAAACGGAAUAAAACCAGGCGCAGAGCGAAACAGCCCAAACACAUUAGGGUGCCAUUCUCUCAGCUUGCCCUUUGUGAGAUGCCACCUGAGUUGCCACCGUCGGCAAGCCCACACAGCCAGUGGCGAACACUCGAAGGCCAGGUGUGGGAGGCUGUCCGGGACCCAGGUCUGUUGGGAGCAACUUCGGAGUUGGUUGCCCACCUUCUUGAUCAGGUUGAACAGGGCAGCUUAGGUUGGUGGCUGUGCCAAGAGAUCUUGGCUCUCCAACGUUCUUUUGACUUGACUUUGCUCCUGCUUGUUGCUCGGGGCUUUGAAGUUUUGCGCAAAUCGCAGCCACAGGGGCAUAGGCAAAUGCGUGUCACAUCUUGCAACAUCACUUCUUGGAGGCCCGAAGUCAAGCAAUGGUUUUCAGCUCAAGGGGAUGUUGUCUUGAUUCAGGAGCACCACCUUUUGGAGUCCCAAGUUGUUGCUGAAAUUUCGUCUAUGGCUGCCAUGGGCUUUGACUCCUUCCUUGUGCCCGCAGCCCCUGGGGAAGGCCGACGGAAUAGCUCUAGAGGCGGAGUAGGGGUUUUAGUUAGAGCCCACCUGGGAGCCCGUUUGCGAGGCCAGUAUACCAACCAAGGUUGCGGCUACGUGGCGGUGACGCUACGCACACAAGGGGCUGACUUGACAGUAGUUAGCCUGUACCUCCAGUCCUCCUCCGGCUUCGGGUCCCCGGUCAACUCUGACAUCCUAGCAUCUCUGCGCGCAAUUCGUCAAUCUGUAAGGGGCCCAAUCCUGAUAGGUGGAGAUUGGAACUCGCCUUUGAAGGAAUUGUUGGACACUGCCAUUUUUCAAAGUUUGUCCCUUGAACCAAUUGGGCCCAACAAAGCCACAUGUGGUGACAAUGAGCUUGAUUUUCUGGCUGUAUCACACUGCCUGGAAGGUUUGCUCCGGGUUGAUGCCUCCUGGGAUGUUCCUUUCAAGCCACAUGCAGCAAUCCAAGUUGCCCUUAAUGUGGGCGCUUUCCAGCUCACCACUCCACAGCUUCCCUCCUUUGUGCUUUCCUUCAGGGAAGAACCGCUUGAUUACAUGCAGGUUGAGGAGACCCUCGCCUCUUUGCCCGAUACCACCUUGUCGGCUGACCCCCUGAGCAAUCGACUGGCUUCCAUUUCCAGCUCGGUGGAGCACAGUCUUUUGCAAACGUCCCAGGGUAUUGGUCGCCAACUCCAAGUUGAAUUCCUCCCAGCUGUUCCUCGCAUGUCCCAGUUCGCAUGGGAAGGCUCUUGCCAGGCUUUUUGGCACCGGGUACAAUUUCUGUGCCAGGGAGACCACCCCAAACGUCGAGAGCAAUGCCAGGAGUAUUUGCCGCAGAUCCUGGACCACUGGCAGGGCAACUCGGAGGAGGCUGUUUCCUUUCUUUCUACGCUCCAGGCCUGUCUCUCGGAGCAGGCAGCUGUUCCUGAGCCCGUCCAGCAAUUAUUGCAGGAGCAAUUUCUGCUGGCCUCUAAAGUUCACCAGGAUGCCCAGACCAAGUCGUACAGGUCGUGGUUGCAGGGAGCCCAAGAAAAAGGGAUGGCUCCCCUUUUCAAGACGAUCAAAAAAGGUGAAAUCACCACUGCACGUCCCUUUCGGGAUCUGUCCGCAGAGGUCCGCGCCCUGGCUAGAACCAAACUAUGGCUCCGCACUUGGAAAGGCGUACUUAGAGUUGAGGACCUUCCUCCUCUUCCACACGCAGAGCAACAGGCUCGCGGAAAGCUACGGGAACUGGCUGCUCAGCAGGUCGCUACCCUGAGCCCCAUUUCCCCGGAACAGCUGCAACAAAGGUUUUCCAAAGGCAGGGUCACUGCCCCAGGACCGGAUGGCUGGAGCAAGUCCCUUCUCAAGAAAUUGACUUGGCCAAUGCUUCAGGACAUCGCUGAAUUUUAUCAGGAGCUCGAAAGAGGCCUCCGAGUCCCGCAGCAGUUUCUCCUGACACAAGUUUGUAUGCUGCCCAAAUCGGCUACUGCUGAGAGACCUAUCUCUUUAACUCACGUUUUGUGGAGGGACUACUGCAGAGCCAGGUGGUCCCUGAUCCAAGAGUGGACGGUCUCCUACCAGGCCCUGGCUCCUUGGGAUGCCGCAGUGCCAGGACGAACAUCACUAGACAUCGGCAUCCGCCGUUUGCUGUGGGCCGAAGCCUCCCGAACUCAGUCCAAACACUUUGUAGGACUCUUUCUUGAUAUCAAAGGCUUCUAUGAUUGUGUAGUUUGGGCCUCGGUAGUCGACACCGGACUCCUGCUGCAGUUCCCACCUUUGCUUUUGGAGCUUUCCCUUCAAAUUUAUGGUGGGACACGAUUUGUCUCAGCCGAAAAUUCAGUUUCGCCGGGAAUAAUUCCCACAGUUGGGUUGCUUCAGGGUUGCCCUGUUGCGCCGGUGGUUUCGAAACUGGCUUUGUUUGUCCCAAUCAGGGACCUUCAGGCUACUGGCCUCACUCACAACAUAGACCAGUGGCUGGAUGACAUUUCGGCUGACGUGGUAGGUUCCACUGCUUCUAACACGGCUCACAAAGCCCUCAAGACAUUUCGUAUACUGCGAGAUUCUCUUGCGGAACGAAAUCUUCAGGUUUCCUUGGAGAAAACCAAGUUUCUUUGCUCAGAUUCUGCCACCUCUCAAGUUCUUGAGCGUCUGCGUUCGGACCAAGAUCCUGGCAUUACUCUGUUAGCCAAAGACUUAGGGGUUGACAGCAAUGCUGGCAGACGCCGCAGGCUUGCCACCUCUCUUGGCAGGCACAAGAAGGCGCAAGGCCGCCACAAGCGCCUUCGUGCUUUAGGUGUUGAUUCGCAUUGUUCACGCACUAGGGUUGUGCGCGGAUCCAUCAUGACAUGUGCCACCUAUGGCCAUCAGGCACAGGGUGUUAGCCCCAAACGGUUGAAAUGGCACCGCGCUGUGCUGGCUGGUAGCUUAGGACGCCAACAUCUUGGAGGAACCCUGACCGUCUUGGAGAUGUUCUCCCACAGAUUUCCGGAUCCCCGCGAGCAGAUCAUUUGUGAGCAUUUGCAAGUCUUCCUUCGUAUUCUGGGCCGUUCUCCUUCCAUUUGGGCGGAAGUUCAAAGGAAUCAUGAGGGCAACCUCUCCAAAGCCGUCACGACUCUUUGGCAGAAGUUUCCCCCAGAGGUCCAGAAGGAACUGAGCGAGGCAGGUUUCCAAGCAGGCCGGCAGCCGAGUCCGCCUCCAGGCCUCCAGUCUGGAAAAGGCAAAGGGGCAAAGGGUGGGCUUGACGAGCAGGCCGAAGCCUCUAAGAACCUGUGGGAUUCCGCGUCUGAUGAUCAGAAGAAGCUGAUGCGCCAAGCUGGCAUCCCUGAGCCGGUGGCGUCGGAGCCAACAGACCUUGCGGCCCUUUGCAAGAAGCACUUGGAGUCAAUGCCGCCUUCGAUCCAGCAAGCCCUUGCAGCACUUGAUCCUCCGGCCCCCACGCAGACUCAGCAGAUUGAGAUUGCAACUCGUCGCUUUAAGCAGAGCACUACGGACUUGCGACAGAUGAUCCAGCAAACUGCUGCUUUACAGAUUCGCAUAGACCGAGCCAAAGCAACCUACCAGGAGCUGCUUGAGAAGAUGAAGGUUUGCCAAUCUGAUUUGCAGAGCAAGCAAGCUGAAGUCACGGCUAUGCAGUCGGAGUUGGAAGCCACACUCCGUGCUGAUGCUUUGGGUCUGGAGGACCCCGCGCGCAAGGACGAUCCCUUGGAAGGGCUUCUAGAUACGCUUGCCAAAGUUGGGAUUGUCCUGACCCAGGAGCAGAAGGAGCUUUACGAGGAGGCCCAGCGCGGUAAGCUUAACGAUGGGCAGCAGAAUAUGGAAGUUGAAGCCACAAACCAGCCUGGUUUGACGGCUCCGACCCGUGCCCCGCUGAGCCAAACUCUGCCAGAACACAAGGGCACUGAGCCGCAUGAGCAAGCCAAGCCCAGGUCCAGGAGCCGAGGCCGUAGCACGCAGCAAGGUUAG